CUUGUCAUUUUUGUUUAUCAACAAUGCCAAAUGACACGGCACAUCAUUUUUACUAAUAUUACAUUUACAAUAAAGCUACAAUUUUCGAUUUUUACAUAAUUUUAUCAUAAAAUUGAAAUGCAAAAAUGUUAUAAUCGGCAUAUACUGCGUUGCUGCAAAUUUAAUAAAUGUUAUUUUAGUGUUUAUGUCUAACGUGAUCUUAUUUACAAAGUUUUCGGAAUUAUUAACAAGGGAUCAUGUCCGAUAUCAUGAUAGAUCCGCUGCUGAUCAAAGAGGAGAUCAUAGAGAUAUCCGAUGAGGAAGAGGCCCCAAAGAAACGGAGGGUACGUAAGAAAAGGGCCCCAUCGGAGCGCUUGCCUUGCGAUCAGUGCGAGAAGACAUUUGUCACGAAUUACGAGCUAAAGAAACACACGAGGACCCACACGGGUGAAAGACCCUACAUGUGCACGACGUGCGGCAAAACCUAUACCCAACUAGGUCACCUAAGCACUCAUCAGCUCACUCACAGGGGCAUAAAGAACUUCCACUGCGGCGAAUGCUAUAUGGCGUUUUACAGGCGGGCCGAUUUAGAUAGGCACGAGAAAGUGCACACUGGCGAGAAGCCAUACACUUGCGAAGUGUGCUCGAAGAGUUUCACCCAGAAGAACAAUCUGGUGAUGCACCUGAAGAUGCACUUAGGGGACAGGGCCCACGAGUGUCCGGUCUGCAGAAAGAGGUUCAUGACGAAAAGCAAACUGGCCUCGCAUUCGAAGAGGCAUGAUAAAGAAAGAAAGAACAAAAGGUUUCACGAUGUAGAGUUUGAGUGAAGCUUAGUGCUUUGGACGUCCGCGCCAGGAUCGAUACUGGAGUCUGCGAAUCAGUACUGCGAACCAAGAGAAUACCGGGUGUUUCUACAGCAAACCACCAUAAAAAUGGGUUAUUAGUUAGAGUAGUAUGGUGAAUCGUUGUUUUUGUGAAGUUUUUAAGUAGUAGUAAGUAAUAGUAUUUGUGUUAUAUUGUAAUGGCAUUUGUAAAUCUGGUUUAGCUUUUUCACGAAACUAAGUUUCAGUAGUAUCUAGAGAUGUGUAGCUCCGGAGUAAGUGAUUUAAAAGAUAUAUAUCACUUACGCCGAUAGAACGUAUCACUAACUCACACUAGCUCCCGAAUGUAUCAGUAAUUCAGUUCUAGUUCACUAGAUCACUAGCUCUUUGUCUCAUGACAUGUAUCGUGAACUAGCGGCCGCUCCGGCUCCGCUCGGGUCUUUAACAAAAAUUUCAACGAUAUUUGACGUUGUUUUAUUUUUUUAAAUAAAAGAACACAUAUUGCGGCAUAACUAUAAUAGUUAAACAUAUUAUGCUGUCGCGACACUUUUUGUAAAUAUAAUAAUAAUGUAUUCUACAAAGUCAGUACACAGUACAUAAUUUUAUUCUAUCAUUAAUAGUUUUCGCAGGGCACGCGAUGUAAAGAAUAUUUAAUUUUUAGGUAUUUUUUUUACACUUUGGAUUACAUUAUUGGAGUUUUUGUAAGGAUCUCUAAUUUGUUUCAAAAAAGAUUAUAGCCUAUGUCACUCGGGAAUAGUGUAGCUUCCAAACAGUGAAAGAAUUUUUCAAAUCGGUUCAGUAGUUUCGGAGCCUAUUCAAUACAAACAAACAAACAAAUCUUUCCUCUUUAUAAUAUUAGUAUAUAUAUAGAUUGAUGAGCGAAUGAAAGAAAAAUGAAUGAAUGAGAUAGAUGCAUUGUGUGGCCGGCUGACCAUUACUUCACGCUAAUUUAGUUUCGAUGUAUUGGGUUGUCAAGGAAAAAUGUACAUUAUUUCGGAGCAAAGCUUAUAUUUUUAAAACUAAAUUUAUAUUUGCUUUAUUCUUACUUAAAAAGGUAGCCAUUAAUUUUCAAAGUUAAUAUUACGAAUAUUGCGAUGCUAUAUAUCAAAAAAAUAUAUAUUUAAAAAAGUUUCUUAAUGUGUUUAGUUCUAUUUUAGGCUGCAUGUUGUAAAUAUUCAAUGUUUAAUCAUAAAACAGUGUAAAUGAGGCCUAUAAAAUCAAAGGCAGCUAAACGCCUUAAUGUCGUAAAAUGGAUUAACAAUGGCGCUAUCUUGUUUAGUUAGUUGGACACGCUUUAGUGUUUUCAUGUCAUAACAAAUGCAGCUAAAUCUCUAACAAAUUCAGAUCAAAAAUUUUAUUUUUACUCCGUACUAAGAACUAAUAAACGAAGUUUUAUCAUUUAAAAUUCAGAUUAUUAGUAAUAUUCUCAUUCUUUAUAAAUGUGCUUUAAAAUAAAGAAUAUCGUAGCUAUCCGAACAAAGUUAUUUCAGCUUCUCAAACCGGGAGUGUUGCUAACACUGGCCCUAGCAAGAGCAGUGCUUCGAUGGAUCGGGAGGAUCCGUAAUGACGUGUUUAGGGCCGAUUUUUGUAGUUUACCUGAAUAUUUGACAGACUUGGAUUUAGCUGCCUUUGAUUUUAUAGGCCUCAAAUGAACUAUAUUGUGUAUUAGUAAGUAUAUAUAUAUAUAUAUAUAUAUAGGCCCUGACAGUUACAAAAUUAACUGACCAUUGUAAAUAAUCCAAUACAAAGUGAAUAAUAUACACUAUACAUAUGUAUACUGAGCUAAAUGUUCUAGACCAAGAAAUGAAUUAAUUGGGAGAUCAAUCAAUUGAAUUGGAUCACUGAGCUAGUGAUCUAAAUGAGCUAGUGAGCUAAAUGAGUGAUAUAUAUCUUUAGAGUGAAAUGAUAUGUAUCUAUCUUUUCUAUGCUGUCUAUAGUUAAACCUUGUAUGAUUUAAUGUCUAUGAUCAGCCCAUUGUUUAAUAUAGCCUCAAAUGACGUAAUGCUGGUACGUUCCAGUGAACUUUGGAAAGUUUUUCCUAUAACUUUACACGUUUGGAAAGGCUUCGUAGUUUCUAUUUGGAAGUUUGGAAUGUUUAACGACAAAGGGAAGAUCUUUCACCGCACGGAUGAUAUUGCUCGGUAGACCGACGUUCCAAAUGUUGUUGUUCGGAACUUGUAUAUAUGCAAGCUUAUCUUGAAAAUGCCGUUUUUUUUUAUUGCUUAGAUGGGUGGACGAGCUCACAGCCCACCUGGUGUUAAGUGGUUACGGGAGCCCAUAGACAUCUACAACGUAAAUGCGCCACCCACCUUGAGAUAUGAGUUCUAAGUUCUCAAGUAUAGUUAGUUACAACGGCUGCCCCACCCUUCCAACCGAAACGCAUUACUGUUUCACGGCAGAAGUAGGUAGGGCGGUGGUACCUACCCGCGCGGACUUACAAGAGGUCCUACCACCAGUAAUUACGCAAAUUAUAAUUUUGCGGGUUUGAUUUUUAUUACACGAUUUUAUUCCUUCACUGUGGAAGUCAAUCGUGGACAUUUGUUGAGUACGUAUUUCAUUAGAAAAAUUUGUACCCGUCUGCGGGAUUCGAACACCGGUGCAUCGCUAGAUACGAAUGCACCGGACAUCUUAUCCUUUAGGCCACGACGACUGUCAUGACAAAUGACAUGUUUUGGGCCGUGCAGAGCAUUCCACGCAACGGCUUAUAAAGAACUAAUUCCCCAACCGACGAUACCGAAACCGUGCUGCCACCUCUCGGGAAUCGUGCUGCGUCUCAUUUAUAUUUAAGAUCACCAAAUGUGCGUUACAAAUAAAUUAUAAAUUAUUGUAGUUAUGAUUCACUAUGGUUCACUAUUUUGGCUACAAAGGCUUACGUAUAAAAGAUAGAUAUAUGCUGUCGCAAGCUUUUUUGUAGGACUAUUUAAGAUAAACAUUUCCACUUUACAUUAUACACGUGUAACUCCAACGGUUUUCGCGGCGCACGUCAAAAUGGCUCGCAGAUGGCAUAUUUUUUUCCUACUUACUUGACAUUAAUCGUUAUAUUUUGGGUAAUUUACACUAUAUCUUUAUAAGUCAUAGCCUAUGUGUUAUUCUGAUGUGUAAGCUAUAUUAUUGUAAAGUUUCAUCAAAAUCCAUUCAGUAGUUUUUAAGAGUAAGAUUUAAAGAGUAAUAAACAUAAUCCAUACGUUCUCACAAACUUUCGCAUUUAUAAUAUUAGUAUUUCGAGUGAGCUUGUACGAUAUCGUACACCUUAGGGCCCUACAUUGACUGCUUCAGAUCGACACGAGUAAUCGCAACGAGACGGGCACCCGGCGUCUUAUAGGAUUUCAAGCCGCGCCAAUAAAGAAACGAAUCAAAAAUGGCGUCUAUGUACCUGCACUGACAGGUGGUAGGGUCAACAAAUAAAAAGAAAGAUAGAAAGAAAAAGUUGUUUAUUGUAAAAAAUAUAAAAAAGCAAAGGAGAAUAUACUUUACUUUACUUUAUGCCCUGGCAGAGGGGGGGGGGGUCUCAUCUGGGAUGCAACUUGCGUAAACACUUUUGCUGCCAGUCAUCUUUUUUUUUUUUAAGAGAUUUUAUGACCUGGUAACUGAGACCUUUAAGUCAUGUCUUAUUUUAAUGUAUAUUCAUAUUUUUAUGAAAAAUGAUAUUAUGGAGUGAAAUGAAAUGAAGAUGAUUAAUUUGAGACAUUAAUCAACUGGGAUGAAAUUAAAUGAGAUGAUAUGAGAUGAAAUAUAAUCUCAGUAAAAUGGUGGUCAUUUACUAAGAUUUUUUCAGUGGACUUUUUGGAGGAUCCCGAGAAGUUACAUCCAGCGGCUUUGUUUCAUUUUCCCACAUUUGUGCACUUUCACAGAUAUUAAACGGUUAAUAAACCACCAUUAUUACAAAUUUAAACCCGAAGAAACACUAAAUAGACAAAAUAAAACAAAUCACACAACUUCAUUCGUCGCGUUCCCGCCAAAAAGUCCGCCAGUCAUCUAAGUCGCACAACUCCAUAGUGAAUAAACUCGAACUCAACAACAAAGUCAGGACUGAUAAUUUUUUUUGCAUGCAGUACGCGCCGUGUGCGGCUAAAGACAGCAAUAGUUUAGAGUGAGAGCGCAUGAUCGCCGCCGCCAUUUUAGAUUCGUUUAUUGGCGCGGCAUAUAGGAUUUAAGUUUUCGCGGGUAGGAGAUUUUGACGAAGGAUGCUUGUGUGAAUUGUGGUCACCAGUACCACUCCAUAAUAUCCCGUCGAUUUGGUAAGGUGACUUAGGGUAUCACCGCAGAGUUGGCAGUGGCGUUCUCUAAGUAUAAUAUGAGUGCUCACAGAGUGUUCACGAGUGCUCAAAGCGCGUAAGCAGUACAAUCACGAGGACGCACGAUGAAAACCUGUCAGCAAUAAAUUUGUAUUGUUAAGUACGCAUCCGACUGAUCUUGUACCAUGGGAAAUGGAGAUUCAUACUCACAUGUGGAUCGCUACACGGUAACCACUGAUCAACGUAGAUUUUUUUAAUUUUUUUUUAUUGCUUAGAUGGGUGGACGAGCUCACAGCAUACCUGGUGUAAAGCGGUUACUGGAGCCCAUAGACACCUACAACGUAAAUGCGCCACCCACCUUGAGAUAUAAGUUCUAAGGGCUCAAGUAUAGUUGGAUCAUUACCAGAAUUGCCGGGUAAGCUAAGCGGAACGGGGUAUCAUUCCCCUACACAGGUUUUAACGUUCUAACAUCUAGAGCCCUCUCUGUAAUUUGUAGCAUCAAUAAGCAUAUCGUAGCUUUAAGUGUUGUAAAAAGCGUAUUGUUAUUUUAAAAUAAACGUUUUUAAAUUAAAUACAUAAAA
Bombyx mori (domestic silkworm) is the source of this 5616-nucleotide messenger RNA. RefSeq names its product gastrula zinc finger protein XlCGF49.1. The transcript has 3 exons. Gene Ontology annotation, biological process: regulation of transcription by RNA polymerase II. Gene Ontology annotation, molecular function: RNA polymerase II cis-regulatory region sequence-specific DNA binding; DNA-binding transcription factor activity, RNA polymerase II-specific. Bases 237 to 806 code for a protein of 189 amino acids. The record is from RefSeq and is a predicted model, not a curated record. Lineage: Eukaryota; Metazoa; Arthropoda; Insecta; Lepidoptera; Bombycidae.